Molecule: messenger RNA, 132 nt
Organism: Peronospora matthiolae
Lineage: Eukaryota; Oomycota; Peronosporomycetes; Peronosporales; Peronosporaceae
Source: the annotation of a GenBank genome assembly
AUGGAGUGGGAGGCCGGGCCAGCUUGCAUGGGACCCGGCGACACAGGCCGGCUCUCGCUGGUGAAAUACCACGGCUACGUGCAUGACUUGGCGGGAUGCAACUGUAUGCGGGCAACGGUGGCACCGGCGUAG